Physella acuta is the source of this 1554-nucleotide messenger RNA. RefSeq names its product perivitellin-2 67 kDa subunit-like. NCBI's taxonomy places the organism in Eukaryota, Metazoa, Mollusca, Gastropoda, Physidae. The record is from RefSeq and is a predicted model, not a curated record.
AUGUUUCUCUACAUUGUCACCGUGUUGACUGUGAUGGUGGGAGUGGCUCAGGCCGCCAACUGUCAAAAUCUCCCCCCAGGCUUGUCGAAGAUUGUAAAGGGUGUGGACAUCAGCAGACUGGACCUGCUGCCUCUAGACAACGCGGGGGAUAACGGAAUCUUGAAGCCGAUUUUCAGCAUCACUUGCGAUGAACAGAAAAAAUGGAAAAAUCCGAAAGGCGUGGAAUACGAUCUCCCUGAUAUGAUCACUAGCUUGGAGUCCAGACCUAUCGGCACGUUUACAUCAAAAGCAAACACCUACAAAGAUCACAAGGAAUUGAAAAACUCGAUGGCAGCAACUGUUGGUCUGGACGCUGCCGUCGCGCUUUUAGCCUUUUCAGCAAGUGCAUCAUACAAGAAACUGAAACAUUCCAUCGACAACAGCUCUAUCCUAACAUCCGAAGCAUCAGCAUUCUCAUCCGUGUAUCAGGCAGAACUCAACACUCCGGACUUUUUAAUAUUCGAGAAACAAGAAUCAGAAAUCAUCGCAGGCGCAAAAGCGUCUUUGGAUCAGCUAGGAUCUGGAAAGUUUGAUUUCUCAAAAGAAAAUUUGAAAACCGAUGAAAAUUUUAAAACUGCGACGCACAAAACAGUGAAGUAUUUCGGUGGGGAAACAAGCAACAAAGAAAACGUAGAUUUUCCAGCAUGGCAGAGUACUAUAGAGAAAAAUCCUUGGUUGUAUUCUGGUAAACUAGUUCCUAUCAGUGAUUUAAUUAAAGACGAAACAAAGAAGUCUUCCAUGAUUAAAGCUGUGAAAAACCAUUUAUUGAAAGGAUUUCUAGACGAACUUGAAACUAGUACGCAUUCUCUUUCCGAAAACUUCGACAACUUCAUUAUAAAAGAUUUAUGGAACAAAGCGAAGCUACUUCAGAAAAAUAAAAUCACAUCAGAAGAUGAUGUGAAUGCUUUGGCGAAAGCUGUUGAGGAUUACACCAAAAUUCCUUCAUGGUUUUCACACGACACUCAUAUUUGCUUUCAAUGGAAAGGUGCACCUGUUUUUUCAAAUUGCAAUAGUUUAACAACGGGAAGCAUCUGCUCGCAAGUAAACAACAUGACCGCUCGGUACCACGAUAACUCAAAGGCCAUGUUUGGUGGGUGUACAAUGCAGUGGAAAAUUCAGUCAAAUAACUUUCCAUCCUGGUUCAAUCAGGUGAAACUGUGCUUUCAAUAUCAACCAACUGGUAACGAAGGCCAAUGUGUCAGUGAGUCAAAGCAAAGUAUGGUAUGCGCCAACAUCAACAACUACACACCAGAGUACAUGGACGACACCGACGGCCGCAGUGGUGGAUGUAACAUGAGGUGGAAGCUUGAAGUUCCUCAGACAGCACCUCUGUGGAUGCAGGCUGUGAGGUUGUGCUUCUCAUGGAAAGCAACAGGCGACGCGAAACAGUGCGGUGUGGGGGCACCGAAUGACCAGUGUGUGAUCGGCAACAACUGGACGAAAUAUUACCUGGACGAUACGGACAAGAGGAGCGGGGGCUGUGACCUGAGCUGGGGUAUAAAAACACCUGUGUGA